AAAGAAAAUCAGCCAACAUACUGGACACAUAUAAUUGUCAAUAGAAUUGUUUAUUGUUCAGCACAAUAAACAAUUAUACUGUCACCAUUGUUACUGAUAUUGAAAGCUUAUUGAUAAUUUGUCCAAGUAAAGAAUGCCCUCCCACAAAUGUCAUGUGACAACCUCAUUGGCUUACAGAAUUGUGAUGUCACACACAUUUAGAAUCUUACCACCACUGUGAUCCUUUGAUCCUUUGAUCCUAAAACCCUUAAAUAGGGGUGAGACGCAAGAACUUUUAGUCCGUUAUUCGCAGCAUUUAUGUUUGCAGCAUUCAAACGUUCGCCAGACAAGCCUUUUUUUUUGGAUCCUUUUCAGAGUCACUGUUAACAGAUUCCAACAUGUCUCCAAGAAAACAGAAAAAAAGAGAAAACGUAAAGCCCAGCGCUCCUCUUUGCAAUCGAGAAGACGAUACUCAACUGCAGAAGAUGUGCUUGGAAGAAAUGCAUGAGGAAAAUCUCAUGAACAAUCACAAUACGCGACACCCGCCCCAGCCAGAGUACACCAAUUACAUCUGGGAAAGUUUUUUUAAACAACGAACGGAGAUUAUCUUACUGAGAGAGCACUGUGAGAGAAGGACCGAUGAAGUAGAUAGACUGUUCAAACAGCUUCUGGAUAAGGAAGAUAUUCAAAAGGAGAAAGAAAUGGAACUCCUAGACAUGCGGGGAAGGAUCUUUGAGCUCCAAGCAGAGCUUAAUAAAGUACAAGAAAAACCAACAGAAGAAAUCCUCCAACAGAAGAAAAAGGAGAAAGAGAGGGAAAAAAAGAUUCAGGAGCUGCAAGUAAAGCUUGAUCAAGCUCUGCAAAAAAAUCAAGAACUCCUCCAAGAGAAGAAACAACUGGUCAUAAAACUCCAAGGCACUGAGAUAAAUGAAAAAGUGCUGAAAGGAAGGGUUGAGUUUCUUCGAAAGAAAGCGCAACAGACCAUGAAAAAGGAAGAUAUGGAUUGCAAGCUUCAGGACAGCGAGAAACACAAGGAAGCCUUGCAAAUAAAGCUUGAAGAAGCUCUGCGAAGAAAUCAAGAACUCCUCCAAGAAAAAGAACAAAUGGACAUAAAGCAGCGCAAACUGCAAGGCAUGGAGGGAAAGUACAAAGGGCUUCAGGCGAAGCUUGAUAAAACACUGAACAAAAAUAAAGAGUUGCUUCAAGAAAAAAAGCAACUAGAAAUUAAACAGAAAGAAACGGACUCCAAGCUUGAAGGCGUGGAGGAAAAAUACACCGCGCUGAAAAUAAAGCUUGAUAAAACAGUGCAAAGAAAUAAGGAUUCCCUACAAGACAAAGAACAAUGGGAAAUAAAGCAGAAAGAAGAUAAACAAAUUCUCCAGGACUUUGAGAGGAAAAACCAACAACUGCAAGACCGUUAUAACAAACUGAACUCCAAAACAACUGAGCUGGAGGGGGAAAAGAAAAAAGUGCAAAGACAAUGCUCAGAGAUGCAGAGUAAGCUCAGUGACAUGCUGAGAAAAAACACAGAACUGGAGAAACUUUCCAACAACUUGAAGUGCAAAAACACUGAGGUGCAGAUGUUAAAGCAGCAAGUAGAGAAAACAACCAAAGACCUGCAGUGUACACUUCAAGAACUCGAGAGAAGUCAGCAGCUACAAGACGCACACAACAAAUUACAACACAGUUAUACAGAGAUGCACGAGGCAAAGCUUAUGCAGGAGGCCAAAUGUAAAGAACUGAAAGAAAGGCUCGAAGAAAAACAAGCCAAAUUAGAAGAAGUGGAGACAACAUGCAGGAAACUUGAGAAGGAAAACACACAAACAAUUGAUGAGUUACGAACCCUCAUCCUAGAGAAAAAAGUGCUCGUGGAAAAGAUCACGGAGAAGAAGAAAAAACGCUUCCGCUUCUUCUGGAG
Haplochromis burtoni (Burton's mouthbrooder) is the source of this 1897-nucleotide messenger RNA. RefSeq names its product trichohyalin. The record is from RefSeq and is a predicted model, not a curated record. Lineage: Eukaryota; Metazoa; Chordata; Actinopteri; Cichliformes; Cichlidae.